AUGAAAGAUAAUAUUGAAAAUAACAAUAAUUUGGCAACGAUUUUACCAUCAUGUAAGGAUAUUACUAUUCCAAAAACUGUAUCAAUCAUGAAGAAAUCUAUUGAUAAAAGAACAAGAUAUGGAAAAUUAUGGGGAAUGACACGCGAAGCUACAUUACUUGCAUUGGAUUCUGACGAUCAUGAGAUGGAACAUUUAUUACAAGAUUAUAUAAAUUGA
This is a messenger RNA of Funneliformis mosseae, 216 nucleotides long. The record is from the annotation of a GenBank genome assembly. NCBI's taxonomy places the organism in Eukaryota, Fungi, Glomeromycota, Glomeromycetes, Glomerales, Glomeraceae.